UAUCGUUAUGGAAGUGAAGUGGAAUAUGAUCAUACUACAGGAGAGGUGAACGAUGGUGUAUGCGUGUGUAGAAAGUGGCAUUUUCGCCGAUGGCUAAUAUAUAAACGGAGCGGCGGAAUCACAGACACACAGAGAGCCUUCCUGCAUCCCAUAGCAAUCAUGAAGGCCUUGGUUGUAGUGAGCGCAGUUUGCUUUUGCAUUGCUCUAGCUGCAGAACCCGACACAAAAUCGGCAACGCAGGAGAGCAAAAAACAGGACAAACGCGGGAUCUUCGGCCUCGGUGACCAUGGGGGUGGCGAUUUCGGUGGCGGCGGUUAUGGAGGGGGUGGCUAUGGAGGAGGAGGUGGAUAUGGAGGAGACGGCGGCUAUGGAGGAGGUUAUGGAGGUGGUCUAGACCUUGGAGGCGGUGGUCACCAUCACGAAUCAGUCAAAACCAUCGUCGUGGAAAAGAAAAUCCCAACCCCCGUAGAAGUCAUCAAGCAUGUCCCUUACACGGUAGAAAAGAAAGUACCGUACGAGGUCAAGGUAUCAGUACCCCAACCCUACACCGUGGAAAAGAAAGUACCCUACCCCGUCAAAGAGUACAUCAAAGUACCCUACUAUGUCCCACAACCCUACGAAGUCAUCAAGAAAGUACCAUACGAAGUGAAAGUACCAGUGCCCAGACCCUACGAAGUCAAGGUACACGUUCCCCAACCUUACACAGUCGAGAAAAAGAUCCCAGUACCAGUGAAAGUACCAGUGCCGCAGCCAUACACCGUCUACAAAAAAGUACCCUACCCAGUCAAAGUAGAAAUCCCGGUUCCACAACCCUACACCGUAGAAAAGAAAGUACCGUAUGAAGUCAAAGUACCAGUCGACAGACCGUACCAUGUGCACGUACCCAAACCGUAUCCAGUCACCGUAGAAAAGCACGUGCCUUAUCCAGUGGACAAGCCGGUACCUUACGAGGUGAGAGUACCGAUCGACAGGCCUUAUCCAGUGUCUGUACCCAAACCUGUGCCUUACCCGGUCAAGGUACCGGUACCUCAGCCCUACACCGUUGAAAAGAAGGUACCGGUGGAGAUCGAGAAGCCAGUACCGUACCCAGUUAAGGUUCACGUCGACAAGCCGUACCCGGUUUACAAGGAAGUACCUUACCCGGUGGAGAAGGAAGUGCCGUACCCUGUGAAGGUACCAGUACACGUUCCCGUGCAUGUACCAAGCCAUCACGAGGAUUUCGGUGGUGGUGAUUAUGGCGGCAGUUCUGGUGGGUAUGAUGGCGGCCACGACGGCGGCCAUGAUGGCGGUCAUUAUGGAGGGUACCACUAGUUGUUGUUGUUUUGUAAUUGUUAUGUAAUGUCUGUGGAAAAAAUACUCAGUUUCGAUAUGUGUGAUUCAUUAUGAUUUCUUUCUUACGAAGGCGUCCAGUAUUAUGUAGAAUCUGUGUUAAUUAUUGUAUUUAUCUACUUUUAUAAUAAAUAUUUCUCUAUGA
Phaedon cochleariae (mustard beetle) is the source of this 1474-nucleotide messenger RNA. The record is from the annotation of a GenBank genome assembly. NCBI's taxonomy places the organism in Eukaryota, Metazoa, Arthropoda, Insecta, Coleoptera, Chrysomelidae.